Molecule: messenger RNA, 351 nt
Organism: Fusarium sp. VM40
Lineage: Eukaryota; Fungi; Ascomycota; Sordariomycetes; Hypocreales; Nectriaceae
Source: the annotation of a GenBank genome assembly
AUGCAUUUCGCCAAGCUCCUCAUCACUGUCAGCUCCGUUGUCGUUGGCAGUCAUGCCGUGGGUGUUAAGACCUACUCUGGUCGUGACUGUAGCGGCAAUGAAGAGGCCGUCACUGUCGAUGGCGGUAGAGCUUGUAAUGCCGACCUUCAGCGAUUCCAAUCUUACAGGGAGAAUGGGUUUGGGCCAGGCAACGGGCAGAGAAUUGCAUUCUAUGCCCAAUCUAGUUGCUCACAAGACUCAUUCCUUUAUGAUACAUACUCCAGGAACGGAGACUACUUCCAGUCUAAGAAAUGUUACAAUAUUGACGGGCAUUCUCCUGUCAAGUACGCGCAAGGCAUGAAGCUUUAUUAG